This is a messenger RNA of Daldinia vernicosa, 1584 nucleotides long. RefSeq lists its product as uncharacterized. The transcript is spliced from 3 exons. The record is from RefSeq and is a predicted model, not a curated record. Gene Ontology annotation, biological process: regulation of DNA-templated transcription. Gene Ontology annotation, molecular function: DNA-binding transcription factor activity, RNA polymerase II-specific; zinc ion binding. Bases 1 to 1584 code for a protein of 527 amino acids. NCBI's taxonomy places the organism in Eukaryota, Fungi, Ascomycota, Sordariomycetes, Xylariales, Hypoxylaceae.
AUGGCACCCCGCGCAAUUAGAUCCAAGGUAAAAUCGGGUUGUCAAACCUGCAAAACUCGAAAAGUCAAAUGCGACGAAGGCAAACCCGUAUGUUUCCGAUGUUAUUCUACAGGUCGCGUCUGCGAAGGCUACGGAGUAUGGGGCGGAGGUGGUAAUCAUUACGGCCGCCGUCCCAUCGGCUCUGGUCGCAAAAGCUUGACGUGCUUCUACACGCCAACGCUGGUAAAAGCGGUGAACAAAGAGGAGACCCGGUAUCUCGAGUGGUUUACAUACCGAAGUGUCUUGAAGCUUCCCGGGGUUUUCAGUUUUGAAUUCUGGGACAAGCUCAUAUUCCAAGCCGCUUCAAGCGAGCCAGCCGUCUUGCAUUCUAUCCUCGCCCUGAGCUCGGCCCAUAGGACGGAAGGACUUUGUUUCGAUACCUCGCUAGACGUCGCUCCGGAUAAGCAGGAACAUUUUACGUUGGAACACUAUACCAAAGCAAUAACCCAUCUCCAGCCACAUUUCACCUCUAGAAGCAACCAGUCAAUUCGUGUUGCACUCAUUACAUGUCUCAUGUUCGUCGUAAUGGAAUAUCUCCGAGGUCAUUUCAAGACUGGCUACAAUCAUCUCCAAAACGGGUUGAAACUUCUAAACGAAUUUCAAGCCCGCUCAAGCGCAAUAGAUAGUUACAGUCUGUUCCAGGAACCGUGUUGCGAUUCGGCAGAUGCCUGGAUCAUCCAAGCCUUCAUUAGGCUUGACGAGGAUUGCUCGUCGGAUAUUCCGGCCACCCCGCUGAAAUUCCAAUCUCCCAAUCAAGCAAGACAGCAUCUUGACCGAAUACUCAGUCAGAUAUUCUAUUUAAGCCACGAAUGUCGUCACCAGGUGCGGCCUUUGGAUAAAUUAGACCCGCAGAGUCUUCCUUCUAGACAGCAGCGCCUCAGAGCCAAGCUUGAUUCGUGGUAUGACGCAUUUAAAGAAUCCAAGGCAAGCCUCGUACCAAGUAAAAUCGGACACAGUACCGUAGCCUACAUAAUCUUACGAAUAUAUUAUAUGAUCGCCGAGAUCAUGGUCGAUACUUGUAUCCGGCCGGAAGACCAGAUGAGAUACGAUACGCAUACGAAAUCAUUUAAGAUCAUCAUGGACCAGCUCAAUUACAUCCGGAGUCUUUCGCUCUCCCCACCAUUAGCCACAGUAUUUCAUUUUUCGGAUACGUCCAGCUCGAUAACCGAUCUAGGCGCUAUCCCCGCGCUUUAUUAUAUAGCUCUCAAAUGCCGGGUACGCAGUAUUAGGCGCGACACCAUCGGUUUCUUACUCACGACAACUCAUAAGGAAGGGAUCUGGUGUUCGCACCUAGCAGCACGAAUAAUAGAAGAAGUGAUAAAUAUUGAAGAGGGCGACUUCUACGCUGAUUCUAAUACGGCUAAAGCAGUACUUCCCGAGUCGCAUCGACUACACGAUAUCGAAGUACAACUACCUGACGGCUAUGAUGGAACGGCCGUACUUCAGUGUAAACGGAGAUUCGACGAUUCUAACUGGGAGGUGAUUACUAGAGAACUCGUAUACGAUACGAAGACUCAACGCUGGGUAAGUAAAUUUGAAAGAUGA